This is a messenger RNA of Plenodomus lingam JN3, 183 nucleotides long. NCBI's taxonomy places the organism in Eukaryota, Fungi, Ascomycota, Dothideomycetes, Pleosporales, Leptosphaeriaceae. The record is from RefSeq and is a predicted model, not a curated record.
AUGGCUGGCUGGCUUGUUGGGCGUGUGUGUGUGCUGCUCUUGUGGAGCGGAAGCCGCGCUCGAAAGAUUGGUACCUGCGUCUUUGUGCGUCUUGCAAGCCACGGAGCGCGACAUGUGCUGUGGUAUCUGCCAAUGCCAUGCAAAGGGCGUCACUCCAAUACGCACAAUCGACUCAAAGGUUAG